Molecule: messenger RNA, 1763 nt
Organism: Ictidomys tridecemlineatus (thirteen-lined ground squirrel)
Lineage: Eukaryota; Metazoa; Chordata; Mammalia; Rodentia; Sciuridae
Source: RefSeq, a predicted model, not a curated record
UCGCGGGGCGCGCGGGCUGAAGGGGCGGCGCGGCUUGGGUGCACUUGAGAAGCCGAGAAGCCACAGGCCCGGCCUGGGUCUUGGCCCGUUGGCCGGGCGCCGUAGGGCUGGCCGACACUGGGGCGGGGGGCGGCGGCUAGCUUUUCGGGAUCGUGCCCGCCCGCAGCUCGCUGGGCCUCGUGCCCGUCUUUGCUUUUCAGGAUGACGACUUCAGGCGCGCUGUUCCCAAGCCUGGUGCCAGGCUCUCGGGGGUCCUCCAAUAAGUAUCUGGUGGAGUUUCGGGCAGGGAAAAUGUCAUUGAAAGGCACUACUGUCACUCCGGACAAGCGGAAAGGGCUCGUGUACAUCCAGCAGACAGACGACUCUCUCAUUCACUUCUGCUGGAAGGACAGGACAUCUGGGACCGUGGAAGAUGACUUGAUUAUCUUCCCUGACGACUGUGAGUUCAAGCGCGUGCCUCAGUGCCCCAGCGGGAGGGUCUACGUGCUCAAGUUCAAGGCUGGGUCCAAGCGGCUCUUCUUCUGGAUGCAGACUGUGGGCUGUGCCCUCCCAGCACUGUCCAGAGAGCAGCAGCUGUGGCUGCAGUUGACAGGGGCCUUCCACUGCUCAGCUAUGCUGGGGGCCAGCGGGGACGGACGGAACCCAGGAACCCAGGGCCUCGCGCGUGCCAGGGAGCGCUACUCCGGAGCCCUGCCCCGCCCCUCCGUCACUGCCUUUAUUCUUGACUUGACUCAUUUGGAGCCCAAGACCGACCAGGACGAGGAGCACUGCCGGAAAGUCAACGAGUACCUGAACAACCCCCCGAUGCCCGGGGCGCUGGGCGCGAGUGGGAGUGGGGGCCACGAGCUCUCCGCACUGGGCGGUGAGGGUGGCCUACAGAGCCUGCUGGGGAACAUGAGUCACAGCCAGCUCAUGCAGCUCAUCGGACCAGCCGGCCUCGGAGGACUGGGUGGGCUUGGGGCUCUGACUGGGCCGGGCCUGGCCAGCUUACUGGGCAGUGGUGGGCCUCCUGCGAGCAGCUCUUCGUCCAGCUCCCGGAGCCAGUCAGCAGCAGUCACCCCGUCCUCCACCACCUCUUCCACCCGAGCCACCCCAGCCCCUUCUGCCCCAGCCGCCGCCGCAGCGACCAGCCCCAGCCCUGCACCCAGCUCAGGUACUGGGACCAGCGCGGCAGCCAGCCCCGCCCAGCCCAUCCAGUUGAGCGACCUCCAGAGUAUCCUAGCUACCAUGAGCGUGCCGGCGGGGCCAGGGGGCAGCCAGCAAGUGGACCUGGCCAGCGUGCUGACGCCAGAGAUCAUGGCACCCAUCCUCGCCAACGCGGACGUCCAGGAGCGCCUGCUGCCGUACCUGCCCUCGGGGGAGUCGCUGCCCCAGACUGCAGAGGAGAUCCAGAACACACUGACCUCGCCCCAGUUCCAGCAGGCCCUGGGCAUGUUCAGCGCAGCCUUGGCCUCGGGGCAGCUGGGGCCCCUCAUGUGCCAGUUCGGCCUUCCAGCAGAGGCCGUGGAGGCCGCCAACAAGGGUGAUGUGGAAGCCUUUGCCAAAGCCAUGCAGAACAGCGCCAAAUCAGAGCCGAAGGAGGGCGACGCCAAGGACAAGAAGGACGAGGAGGAGGACAUGAGUCUAGACUAAGUUACGGGUGGGGCGCAGGGUCGGCGUGCAACCGCGCGCUCCUGCUCCUUGGUGGCGGUUGGGAUCCUGCGCAACCAACGCUCCUCCCUUCAGACUUACUGAUAAAUAAAGGUCCUUUCUUUUACCUGCCA